UUAAAGUCUCUGAUAUCUGCGCCAGCCACACUCACAGAGCCAAUAAAAUGACUUAGGUGGGAAAACCGAAGGUUAGAUUGACCUAUAAAGCAUCAAGUCCCUUUCGGUACUUACCGGGGCGCCCAAUCAGAGAUCUACUUCCGGGGCCCGCGCCGGGGCAUCCGCGACAAGGCCCAAUCGCAGGCUCAGCGCGGGGCGGGGCCAAGCCUGCGGCGGGCCGGCAAGAUGGCGGUCCUGGCACCUCUCAUCGCUCUUGUGUACUCGGUGCCGCGACUUUCGCGAUGGCUGGCCCGACCUUACUACCUCUUGUCAGCCCUGCUCUCUGCUGCCUUCCUGCUCGUGAGGAAGGUGCCCCCGCUUUGCAACAGUCUCCCCACGCAGCGCGAAGACGGCAACCCGUGUGACUUUGACUGGAGAGAAGUGGAGAUCCUCAUGUUCCUUAGUGCCAUCGUGAUGAUGAAGAACCGCAGAUCCAUCACCGUGGACCAGCACAUAGGCAACAUCUUCAUGUUUAGCAAAGUGGCCAAUGCAAUUCUUUUCUUCCGCCUGGAUAUUCGCAUGGGCCUGCUCUACAUCACGCUCUGCAUCGUGUUCCUGAUGACAUGCAAACCCCCUCUGUAUAUGGGCCCUGAGUACAUCAAGUACUUCAAUGAUAAAACCAUUGAUGAAGAGCUGGAGCGGGACAAGAGGGUCACGUGGAUUGUGGAGUUCUUUGCCAAUUGGUCUAACGACUGCCAGUCCUUUGCGCCUAUCUAUGCUGACCUCUCCCUCAAGUACAACUGUACAGGGCUAAAUUUUGGGAAGGUGGACGUUGGACGCUACACGGACGUCAGUACGAGGUACAAAGUGAGUACAUCGCCCCUCACCAAGCAGCUCCCUACCUUGAUCCUGUUCCAGGGUGGCAAGGAAGUCAUGCGGCGGCCGCAGAUUGACAAGAAAGGACGAGCCGUCUCUUGGACUUUCUCUGAGGAGAACGUGAUCCGAGAAUUCAACUUGAAUGAACUCUAUCAGCGGGCCAAGAAGCUGUCGAAGACUGGAGAGAAUAUCCCAGAGGAGCAGCCUUUGACCCCCACCCCCACUGCAGAGCCAGAUGGGGAGAGCAAGAAGGACAAAUAGGGUCCUUGCGUUGUCAUUCCCAGGCACCUGGGAGGCCUUGGCCCUUCUGUAAUCACAAACCCUACCUGAGGCUUUGGCCUUUUAUUUAUGUUUUCCCCUGUGGGUGGGGUAGGGUGAUUUUAAAGAGGCAGCCAGGGAAUUGUCAAAUACCCUCCAGCAAGGUCUCUACUUCUGCGGCCAACUGCUCACUGGGGGAAGGGGAGAGAUGGCAAACAAAGGAGGAGGAAAUGCUUUCUCUCCAAGUCUGGGUCAGUGUGUCAACUGCUGUCCACCUGUUUUGUGGUUUCCUCUUAGCCACCUACACAGCUACUUAAAUUAGCUUGAACCCUAACAUAAGAUGCCAGGGUGCAGAGGCAGCACUAAGAUUUUCCUUCGAGGAACCUUGCUUCUUUAGGCCCUUCUGGCUUGGUCUGUGGCCUUCAUUAAAAAGUCUAUGCCUAACUGGGUUACUUACUGAUUCCAGGGAGAAACCACAGAAUUUUCUCACUGGCGAUAGUAUUGAAUAAUCCCCCUAUUUUAUGGAGGGAUUAAGGGGUCCGUUUGAGACUGUCUUCUGUGCGGUGGGGCCUGGAGGUGAAAACACCUGGUUAGGAUUGGGGUUUCCACCAACCAUCCCUUGCGUGGUUUUCCAUAAUAAAGACGGUGGAAUUUUCUUUUGAUUGCGCCUCUGUGUGGCCUCUGUGUUUAUCGUGCAUUGGAAAAGCCUGCAAUUGAGGAGGGACUGCCCAGCCCCUUCACUGCAGAGGCCACUGAUUAGUUUCCCCCAAACCAGGCAUUGGACCCAAGGAUCGGGGUGAGGUGGGGAA
Talpa occidentalis (Iberian mole) is the source of this 1922-nucleotide messenger RNA. It is a transcript of the gene TMX2, whose product is annotated as thioredoxin related transmembrane protein 2. Gene Ontology annotation, molecular function: disulfide oxidoreductase activity. Gene Ontology annotation, biological process: brain development. Bases 226 to 1116 code for a protein of 296 amino acids. NCBI's taxonomy places the organism in Eukaryota, Metazoa, Chordata, Mammalia, Eulipotyphla, Talpidae. The record is from RefSeq and is a predicted model, not a curated record. Gene Ontology annotation, cellular component: membrane-bounded organelle. The transcript is spliced from 8 exons.